Molecule: messenger RNA, 2706 nt
Organism: Cotesia congregata
Lineage: Eukaryota; Metazoa; Arthropoda; Insecta; Hymenoptera; Braconidae
Source: the annotation of a GenBank genome assembly
AUGUCAUAUCCUGGACAACCACCGAUGGGCAUACCUGGUAUGCCACCAAUGCCAUACAUGGUUGGUGCUCCACCGCCUAUGCUUGGCAGUGUAAUGCCAAUGCCACAUAUGAUACCAACGCCUGUAUCUGCUAUGCAAACAUCAGCACCAGCAGUACGUUACACGAGAACCCAGCAACAACAACAACAGCCGCAGCAAGCACCUCGACCAGAAGCACCAAAGCGCCGUGAACGUGAAAAUGGUCCAGCGGUUACUGUUUUUGUGGGCAAUAUUAUGGAGCGUGCGCCCGAUAUUAUGAUAAGACAAAUUCUGGGUGCCUGUGGUCAUGUAGUAUCGUGGAAACGUGUUCAAGCUUUUGGAUUUUGUGAGUACGCUGGUCCAGAUGCUGGUUUACGAGCCGUAAGACUGCUUCAUGACAUGGAAAUCGGUACAAAACGUCUAGUUGUUAAAGUCGAUGCUAAAACAAAAGUUGUGCUCGAUCAAUUUAAAGCCGAGAGAAGAAAGAAAUUAAAAGGCGGACAAUCGCCUUUGCAGGAUGAAACUCCAAGUGAGAAUGCUGAUGGUGACGACAGUGAUGAUUACAUGGAUGAAGGAAUGCGUGUUGUUGAUCAGGAUGCAUUAACUCGUAUUGCCCAGGUUAUUAAAGAACAUGCUACUGAAAUAGAAACAGCCCAAGCUGCUGCUGAUGCGAGAAAGUCAGAGGAUUUGUUAAAAUCAAAGGGAUUGAAUCUCGAUGACGCUGAAAUAGAAGAAAGCAAAAGAGACUUGAUAACACGUGAGAUUGGCAAAUUCAGAGAAGUUAUGAAGAAACAAGAGGAAGAAAAGGCUCAGGUUAAACGAAAACGUGAAGCUGUUGAAAAAGAGGAACGUGAAAAACGUGAAAGAGAAAGAAAAGACAGGAGAGGUGACGAUGAUGGUAGAGAAGAGCGGGAUGGUGACUUUGGAAGCCCUGUUUCGCAUAAAGCUCAUAAUGAUCGGAGGGACAAACGUCGAUCCAAGUCUAGAUCUAAGGAGCGUGAAAGAGAUCGUGACCGAAUGCGAAACGACAGAAAUCGUGAGCAUAAUCGUGAUCGUGAAAGAGAUCGUGAUCGUGAGCGUGAACGCGAUAGAGACAACAGAGGUGAUAGAAAUGACAGAGAUCGUGAACGUGAUCGUGAACGUGAGCGCGAUCGUGACAAAGACCGCGACAGAGACCGUGAACGUGAUAGAGAGCGUGAAAGAGAAGAGGUGAGAAAGAGUGAGCGUGAGAUAAUGCGUGAGCACGAGGAAGAGGAAGAAGCUAAAGAGCGUAAAAAAAUUGAGAGGCGAGCAAGAGAAAAAGAAGCUGCGUAUCAAGAUCGACUGCGCCAAUGGGAGGGCCGCGAGCGUCGCAAGCAGAAAGAGUAUGAAAAAGAGUUAGAUAAAAAGCGCGCCAAACGCGAGGCGAGGGAAAAAGAAGCGACGCGUUUGAAGGAAUUUUUGGAAGAUUACGAUGAUGAUCGCGAUGACUCAAAGUACUACAAGGGUAAAGAAUUGUCGCGGCGACUUGAGGAACGAGCUUUAGAAGCUGAAGCUGACUCACGUGAUCGGUGUGCAGAGCGUCAAGAACUUCAACGUCUCAGGGAUAAACUUUAUGCUGACGCUUCUCAUCCUGAUCCUGCUGCCGAGUUUGAGCGAUUAAAAGCUGAGCGGGAAGAGCAGUAUAAACCGAAACCAAUUAUUACGAUAAUUGAUGAAGAUGAUGAAAAAAUAGAAAAAGGCAAAGACGGAGUGAUGCCGCCUAUUGAAACCGAGCCGAUUGACAGUGACAGUGAUGAUGAUGUACAAUUCGAAGAAGCGCCGCUGCCAGAACCCUCGAGAACUCCACCACGUCAUCAUCAUCACCAUAGACGGCAUCACCGUCAUCAUCAAAAUCACCAUCGUGACUCUGAUAACAUUGACGGAAUGGGCUCUGAACAGAGCAGAGAUGGUACUAAAGACAGACGUAUUUCUUCCCCGGGUAUUCAGGUGAUAGGUACACCAACUCAGCCACCACCGACUCACGACGAGGACUCGAGGAUGUCAUUGGUCAGCGAACCUGAGAAAACCAGUGGCAGUAACUUUGUGCCAUUCGCUAUGGGUGGUAGUGGUAAUCGAAAUUCAGAUCAUAACUCUGGUAAUAAGACACCUGCCAGUCCGAAUUCUGCUAAUAAUCUACAAAGUGCCCAGCAAGCUAAAAAGAAAACGCGGAUGGAUGUCAAGGAUGUUUUUAAUAAUGACGACGAUGAUGAUGGAACGAAUAACUCGAAAAAACGUAAACUUGUACCUCUAGACUAUGGUGAAGAAAAGAAGAAAAAAGGUGGUGAUGACUCGAGUAAAGGAGGUAAAGAAGAAAGCACGAAAAGUCAAGAAGAAAAAAGAAAGCACAUUAAAUCUCUUAUUGAUAAAAUACCAACUGAUAAAAAUGCUCUCUUUGGUUAUCAACUCGAUUGGGCGGUUAUAGAUAAUACACUAAUGGAAAAAAGAAUACGCCCGUGGAUAAAUAAAAAAAUAAUAGAGUAUAUCGGUGAACCUGAGCCAACAUUAGUUGAUUUUAUUUGCAGUAAAGUUAUGGCUGGCAGCUCGCCACAGGGUAUCCUCGAUGAUGUACAAAUGGUAUUAGACGAAGAAGCUGAAGUGUUUGUGGUAAAAAUGUGGAGGUUAUUAAUCUACGAAGUUGAAGCUAAAAAAAUGGGCUUAGUUAAAUGA